ACAAAUGGUUCGAAUCGAUGUAGUAUUCAUGAAUUUUUGUUCAAAUUGAUCUCGAAAUGUUCAGUGCUAUAGAACAUUCGGAAUUUGCGGAAGGGAGUAUUGAUCCAACAGAGCACUUGUCCUCUAUAAUUGAAAUAAAAUUAGAAUGCCUACAAGACGCUUUUAGUGAAACUGAAAACGAAUCAAACAGUUUUGAUUCAACUCAGAAUCAAAGCUCAGAAGACAGACACAGCCGUUCCUUCGACGACCAAGUGUUGCUACAAACAAAUGACAACCUUGCAACUUGCCCUGUGAAGAAGGAUAAUGAAAACCCGGGUACUUUCGACACGAAAUCUUCACCAAACAUCGAUCCCAAGCGACCUCACGAAUGUGAACUUUGCGGCAGACGGUUUGUUAUGAAGAGUCAUCUUGUCGGACAUGUCCGUGCACACCAACGUGGCAAACGGUCCUACAAUUGCGACGUCUGUGGUAAAUCAUACUCCAAAAGUGACUCCCUGUUGCACCAUCGGUACAGCCAUACCGGAGAACGGCCUUACAAAUGCACUGUGUGCGGUAAAGAUUUUACUCGUCAAUCUAGUCUGAUGGAGCACAAGUUUAUUCAUUCAACUGAAUUCCGAUGCAAGUGUGAUGUUUGUGGCAAAGGAUUUAAUGCUGCUUCUACUUUAAGGAGACACAAGCGCAUCCAUACCGGGGAAAAUGUUCGAAGGAAGGAAAAACUAUUGGACCACACACCAAACAACAAGGAACCAGUCGACAUCGACAAGCGACCGCACGAGUGUGAGAUUUGCGGUAAACGAUUCACGAAUAAGUUCAUUCUUGAAAGCCAUCUGCGAGCACAUCGGGGCGAAAAACCUUUCAGCUGCGAUAUAUGCGAUAAAACAUUCGUUCGGAAGAGCGACAUUUGGCAACACCGACUGAAGCACACCGGCGAACGACUCUACAAGUGUAACAUAUGCGAUAAAGAUUUCGGACAAAUAUCUACAUUGAACAAUCACCUGAUAAUGCACAGCGGGAAGCGGGAACACAAAUGUACGGUGUGCGGUAAAGAUUUUGCCUUCAAAUUUAAUCUGGCGGCUCACAUGUUCAUUCAUAAAAGCAAGCAAGAGCGACAGCACAAGUGCACCUUGUGUGACAAAGCGUUUUACAUCAAAUCGAGACUGAAAGCACACAUGUUAUCUCAUACAGGUGAGCGACCGUACAAGUGCACAUCGUGCGAUAAAACUUACGCCGUUAAGGCAGAGCUAACGGCACAUAUGCCCACUCACACGGGUGUCUAUCCGCACUCGUGCGAUGUGUGUGGCAAAGGAUUCAGUAAGGCUUUCGUAUUGAAAGAACACAAACGCACUCACUCUGGUGAGAAAUCCUACAAAUGCGAAAUCUGUGGAAAGGCCUAUUACCAACAAAAAUCAUUUACCAGACAUUUGGGGACACACAAAUCGGACGCGACUGUAUGAAUACUUGUGUCACCCCGGUGAACGACAACAAUUAUGUUAGAGCCGGGACUAAAUAAGAGAUAGUAAUAAUGUUUGAAUCGUUGAAAGCGGCUAUUGUAAGGUAGCAAAAAUGAAGUUUGAGUCCAAACACGUUUUUUUUUCAUUUCCAAAACUCAGCUGUUUUGAAUUUUAAAAACCACCCCGGUGGUGCGAUUGUCAUCUGCAUACAAUUGGCUUGAAGCCGAAAUUUUUGGUUCUUUUGGUUCUAGUUCGCUGUCAAAUGCUGUGUUUAAGCAGUGUUCACAUCUUUCUUCAUGCGGUUGCACCAACAUAAGGAAAUGAUUUCGAUAGAAUAUAAUCAAACUAUAACAAACCACUUAUUUUUCUUAUUUUAAAAGAGGUCAAAUUACUUGUUUUGCAGAGAAUACUAGACAAGAGUUAUAUUCAUAUUGGGUUUGAAGAAAUUAACUUUUGACACCAGUGUGGUUUGAUUGUAUGGUAUGAACGUAGCUCAACAUAUUGUUGACAACAACGCCACCAAAACAAAAUGCGUCGGUUUCAGGAACCAGCUUCCAUAGCAGGGGGAUGUGGAAAACCUUCUCGGCUAAUGUUGCCAAAACCGAAGGACAGAUGAUGAUAGCCUACCAUCGUUUUCUUUCCGAAGCUUUUGGGUUUUGCAGUCGAUGUCGACCAGGUGAUUUUUUGCUUUUGGGAUUCUUAAUUCCUCGUCUUUAAUUACGAUGCAGAGCAUGAAAUCCUUUGUUUCAUGCCGAGAAAGAAAAUUUCACUUAACAUUUUUCGCAGUCUGCCAUUCAACUCAUGAGUAACCCGUUUCCUGACCUUCUAAAUGUUCCCCAUGACGAGUAGAUGUUCAGAAUAGGAUUGGUGGUUAACGUUUCGCCUUUCCGCUCUAUUUGUUUUUCAGUUUGAGGGUUGUCUUCGUUCAACAAUCCUUACAAUGCGGAAUUUUCAAAUUUUUUAGAUUGACCAUUCUUUUAUUGUCACACAUAAAUCCUUACUUUUGAACGUGUAGCGUCCGUCCGGUAAACUCAAAUUCGUAGUCACCGAUAUUGAAGUCGGUCUGUCAUUGCCUUUGCUGUGCCCGAACGGAAGCGUUCCGGCAAAAAAAGAAAGAACACUGACGGCGCACUUUCACUGAGCCGUCACGAAACUAAACCGGAACGGAAAAGUGUGAAUAGUCCCUAAAUUGUCCUUAAGCAAAGACAUCAUAUUAACAAGAUAUCCAGCUCUCACAUUUUCCGAACAAAUCAUUGGCAACAUCCUUUUUUGCGAACAUGGUGCCCUCCGGCGAGUCCGCAUCGAAUCUCGUACAUAGAAGCAGGGGAGAGAAAUGUCAAAUUCGUGCGCGAAAAAAAAGCAGCACUGCGCACCCAAACAAUUGACAUGAUAUCACAGACUAACAGACAGGACACUCAAAUUAGAUUCUUCAAUCAUUUUAACGGUCAUUUCGAAUAUUCCUUUAUUUGGGACAGUACUCACAUGUGUCAUGAUGGCGCCACGUUACCCUAUCAAAAACAUCCUGUCUGUCAUCUAGACUGUGUUUAUUUUUUUCAUUUACCAACAGAGUUGCCAUUUAUACAGAAUUACCUGUAAUGUAUUGGUUUGUGUACGUCCAUGCGAAUUUCAUGCAGGAUACAGAUUUAAUACAUAUUGCCAAAACUAUAUACAUAAUUGUGCCUACUUCUGCCUAUCCUCCAACGCAAUACAAAAUCGAACCCGUUUUGUUACAACAUUUACUUGAUUCUGGUCUGCCGCCACUUAAUUUCGGGUGAAAACUACCAACACAAUAAAAAAUAGUCUAGAUGAACAACGUUGAGUCAAAUAAAUGGUUACCUUCCAACAUCGCGAAAAAGUUGAAUAUAUUAUCAACGUAAUUUAUUGUGACGAUUCAUUUUCUAAUAUUUUGAUGAAAUCAGGCAUCCCUGCAAGCAGCUGAUCGAUGUUGACAAACGAGGGAAAACCAACUAGUAAAAAAACUUGCACAUAACACAAGGGGUGUACAGAUAGUAAAUAGUUCGCGCAGUGCAAUAUAGGUGGAACUAGUGCAUCACGAAAAAUUAUUUUUAUAUGAAUUUACUCAUACUGUCAUGUCUGUUAGUCUGUGAUGAUAUGUUGAAUGUGAUGCCGUGCGAUGACGUUGCUGAACUGAAGAUUGAUUUCGUUCCAAGCUGACAGGGUCUGCCUUAAGCCAAACAAGUCCGGCGGAAGAAUGACGGAAAUUUUGGCAGCAACCAGAAUGCAGCCAGGCGUGCAUUUCUAGAAUUCCUCACAAGCGGAAGUGACUAGAAUGAACGUAAUAUAUCAAAUAUUGAAAAUGACAUUAAUAGCGGACCUUACACGAUCAUUAAAAGACUCAUUACUAAAAAAUAAUAUCAUUUUAAUGAGCGUGUAUGGUGCAGUAAUGACGAGACUUCUAUGCAAAUUUUAAAUAUCAUUACUUAGUCAUCAUUAAAAAUGACAAAAAUAAUUCUAGUGUAAAGGCCGCUAAUAGUUUCAUUAUUGGUAUUUAUUCUCGUGUAAAAACCGCUUUAAUCUUUUAUACCUCCGCAGUGCACAGAUAAAAAUAUUUUGUGAAAUUACAUCAAUUUUCAUGCACAUAUUUGAAGCAGCAGUUACCUAAGAACGUG
Malaya genurostris is the source of this 4081-nucleotide messenger RNA. Its product is annotated as zinc finger protein OZF-like. Gene Ontology annotation, molecular function: RNA polymerase II cis-regulatory region sequence-specific DNA binding; DNA-binding transcription activator activity, RNA polymerase II-specific. Gene Ontology annotation, biological process: regulation of transcription by RNA polymerase II. Bases 57 to 1454 code for a protein of 465 amino acids. NCBI's taxonomy places the organism in Eukaryota, Metazoa, Arthropoda, Insecta, Diptera, Culicidae. The transcript is spliced from 3 exons. Gene Ontology annotation, cellular component: nucleus. The record is from RefSeq and is a predicted model, not a curated record.